Messenger RNA from Daucus carota subsp. sativus, 2366 nucleotides. RefSeq names its product L-type lectin-domain containing receptor kinase IX.1. Gene Ontology annotation, biological process: protein phosphorylation. Lineage: Eukaryota; Viridiplantae; Streptophyta; Magnoliopsida; Apiales; Apiaceae. Gene Ontology annotation, cellular component: plasma membrane. The record is from RefSeq and is a predicted model, not a curated record. Gene Ontology annotation, molecular function: protein kinase activity; carbohydrate binding; ATP binding. The coding region runs from base 140 to 2281 and encodes 713 amino acids. The transcript has a single exon.
UGAAAUUAUCGAAUAACUAAUAAACGACCAGUAGUCCUGAAGACAACGUUCCACAGACGUUUUGUGGUAACAUACAUUCCGAUCAUUACAUCAGAUCCAAGAUCAGCUACAUUACGCAUUUUAUAAAAUCAAUUCGAGCAUGGUUCGCAGACAUCUCCUAGCAGGAUGCUCUGUUGUCAUUACAUCUCUGAUACUGCUGAGUAUGAUCCACUUUGCUGCAACUUUAAAUUUUAGCUAUAUUAGCUUCACUCCUGAUGAUCCUGAGAUAGAACAUGAUGGAGAUGCCUUCACAUCCAGCAGAGACAUCCACAUUACUAAAAGCUUGAAUCGACAAUCAGCUCUUUCAAGCAUUGGACGAGUUACUUAUAAACAGCCAUUGCAUCUAUGGGACAAGGCCUCAGGAAACCUUACCGACUUCGCUACCCGUUUCACUUUUGUGAUUGAUUCGGAGAAGAGGGCCAAGUAUGGUGAUGGGAUCGCAUUCUUUCUGGUCCCGAAUGGGACUAAGAACCCGUUAGAGGGUGCAGGAGGUGUAGGAUUAGGACUUACGAAUGAUAGCCAGCCUGUGAACGCCUCUGCUAAUAAUAAAUUUGUUGCUGUUGAAUUUGAUAUUUAUAGCAACUAUUGUGACCCGGAGAAUAUGAGUGAGCACGCAGGUGUUGAUAUCAACUCUAUGAUAUCUGUGGCGGUUGUGCCUUGGGUUAAUGGGAGCGAUAGUAUUAAGAAUGGGUGGACUAAUGAAGCUCGGAUAAGUUAUGCUUCUAGUUCCAAGAAUCUUAGUGUUUCAUUCCGUACAGGCUUAGAUGGCGAUGGUAGUGUUUCACAACAAAGUUUCAACUUUGUGGUUGAUCUAAGAGAUCAUUUGCCAGAUUGGGUCAGUGUUGGCUUUUCAGCUGCAACAGGAAAGUCAUUGUCUUACAAUAGAAUCAGGUCAUGGGAAUUCAAUUCCAGUCUGGAGUCUGAUGAAGAUAAAGCAGGUCCAACUCAUCCUGUAACAAACGUUCCGAGUCAAAGUGAUCCGGCAGCAGAGGGUCCAGCAGAGGGUGUAAUAUUGUCUAAUAAAAAGAAUAAGAAGAUGGGUCUGGUGGUUGGAUUGGCGGUAGGGGGGUUUGUUCUAGUUUGUGCUGCGGGCAUAUACCUUAUCUUGAAGAAGAAAAAGAGAGAAGAGAUUGAAAAUACUAUUCAGGUUGAGGAUGAUUUCAUGGAUGGUGAAUUUGAGAAAGGAAUUGGACCCAAAAAGUUUUCAUAUAGUGCUCUUGCUAUGGCAACAAGUAACUUUGCACAAAAUGAAAAACUUGGAGAAGGAGGUUUUGGGGAAGUCUACAAAGGCUUCUUGAGAGAAAUGAAUUUAGAUGUGGCUGUCAAGAGAGUGUCAAGAAAUUCUAGUCAGGGAAUAAAGGAGUAUGCAUCCGAAGUGAGGAUCAUUAGUCGUCUCAGACAUAAAAAUUUGGUGCAGCUCAUUGGUUGGUGCCAUGAACAGAAUAAUCUUUUACUUGUUUAUGAGUAUAUGCAAAAUGGUAGCCUGGAUUCCCAUCUUUUCAAGGGGAAGAGCUUGCUGUCUUGGAGUACAAGGUAUAAAAUUGCUCAAGGCCUGGCGUCAGUAUUGCUUUAUCUACAUGAAGAAUGGGAGCGAUAUGUGGUGCAUAGAGAUAUUAAAUCAAGCAAUGUAAUGUUAGAUUCGAGUUUUAAUACUAAGCUAGGUGAUUUCGGAUUGGCCAGAUUUGUUGAUCAUGACAAGGGCGCACAAACAACUAUUGUGGCUGGGACACGAGGCUAUAUGGCCCCCGAAUGUUUCGUCACAGGACAAGCUAGCAGGGAGUCAGACGUUUUCAGCUUCGGAGUUGUAGCAUUGGAAAUAGCAUGUGGUCGAAAACCUAUUGACCUCAUGGUGGUAGAAAAUGAGAGAGAAUUGGUAAAGUGGGUUUGGGACCUCUAUGGAAUGGAACAAAUUCUUGAAGCAGCUGACCCAAGACUCUCAGGGGCUUACGACGAGCAUCAAAUGCAACGGUUGAUGAUUGUCGGGCUUUGGUGUGCACAUCCAGAUAGUACCACUAGGCCUUCCAUCAGGCAAGCAAUUCAUGUUCUUAAUUUUGAUGCUCCAUUGCCUUCACUCCCACGCAGGAUGCCUGUGGCAACCUAUUCCACGCCUUUAAACUUUUCUUCGGUGUCUUCAGAAAGCAAGGCCACUACCCAGACAAGCCAAACUCAUUCUUCAGCCUAUAGUAACGGUACUGAUUCUUCAGUGUCUGCAUCUGCAGCACUUCUAAACAAUACUAUAUAAGUGUGAUAAUUAACAUGUAAAAUAAAAAAAAAAUAUUUCCAAUUUAUAUAUGAGUAAAUAAGAGUGAUUAUGUUUACAGCAUUCA